AUGGUUAAGUUUGCAAAGGACUUCACUGCCGGCGGUUGGGCCGCUGUUGUAGCCAAGACCAUAAUCGCUCCUGUGGAGCGUGUGAAACUGAUUUUACAACUCCAGAAUGCACAGUCUACUAUCGAAGUAUCGAAGAGAUACCGAGGAAUGGUUGAUUGUUUUGUUAGGGUACCCAGAGAACAGGGAUUUCUCUCGUUUUGGAGGGGAAACUGGUCCAAUAUUCUUAGAGCAUCAAGUCAGGUAGGUGAGUUAUGCUAUUGUAAUUAAUGCGUUUUAGGAAAGUCUGGGAAUGGCAUUUAAAGAAAUAUUCAAGAAGUAUUUGGUAACCAAGGACAGUGAUUAUACAAAAUUUGUUGCCGGUAAGUAUUCUUUUAAGUCGAAUAUGCGGAUUUAGGCAACUUUAUGGCCGGAGGAUUGUCUGGAUGUGCCACGUUUUGUUUUAUUUAUCCCUUAGAUUUCUCACGGACGAGGCUGGCCAUUGACAUGGGUAAAGGUAAGAUUUUUGUUUGUACUGUUUUUGACUAUAACAAUCAUUUUUGAUGUUUAGAUGCUUCGUCCAGAGAAUUCAACGGUUUAAUGGACUGCCUUAUGAAGAUUGGAAAGCACGACGGGUUCUUUGGCCUCUAUCGAGGCUUCCUUCCUUCCCUUCAGUACAUUUUUCUAUAUCGUGCUACAUAUUACGGGCUUUUUGAUACGCUUAAGGUAGUCGCUGUCGAUGCCGGUCUUGCCAAACACAAUGAUCUCAGUUUUUCCCUGGCGUUUGCAAUCGCUCAAGUACGUAUUUUUGAUAUUCAUGUUUAUAUAAGUUUGUUAUCGAGUGUUUACACCAAUCCACGUGGUCAAACGUUGAUUGAAGGGCAGAUAGCAAGGUUAUGAGCUUGCAGGGAGGCUACCCAAAACAGUCUAUACGUAUUUCUGUGGGAAAAGGGCAAAAACAAACACGUCGGAAGAGCCGAAGAUUUAUUCUUUUUAUAUUUCUGCAAAAGCGAAAACAAAUUUAAUGCAUUGAUUGGAAGAGAGUGGGAUUACUGGGUUAAGAGAUUAUUGGGCAUCUGAAAUGCUCCAAAAUAAAAGAAUACACCAAAUGAAACAGCUUUCAGUACACCGCCAUCAUGGCAGCCAUGCUCUCAUAUCCCCUGGACACAGUCCGACGACGGCUGAUGAUGCAGGCCGGCAAGAAGGUACAUGCUUACAACGGGACUCUCGAUUGUGCAAAGGUAGGGAAUUAUAUUGAUGUAGAUGGUUGAUUGUAGAAAAUCUAUCGGGCUGAAGGUUGGCGGUCCUUCUAUAAUGGGGCCUUUGUCAAUGCUAUCCGAGGGGUGGGGGCAGCCCUUGUCCUAGCCCUUUACAACGAGAUGUCCAAACACUUCUAG
Molecule: messenger RNA, 1373 nt
Organism: Bursaphelenchus xylophilus (pine wood nematode)
Lineage: Eukaryota; Metazoa; Nematoda; Chromadorea; Rhabditida; Aphelenchoididae
Source: the annotation of a GenBank genome assembly